UACCUAAUAGAAGCUACGGUUCUAAAUGUUAUUCCUUGUAGGAACGCUGUUCCGCCGGCGCUAAUUGAACGGUGCACUGCGGCAGUCAAUAUGUGAUAAUAAAUGUUAUUUUUGACGAAUAUCAAUCAAAGAGAGAAAUAUUAAAAUAUCGAAAAAUCGAGGAAUGAAAUUCAAUUUCAAUCGUCGAACGAGUGUUGUCGAUUUACAUGUAGCUCCAACUUUCCAAGUAGUUGCCAAGUGCAUCAUUUUAUUUGUAGUACAUCAAACUCGAGUCGUUUAUUGGAAUACAGUUUCACUUGAAAAGGUAAUUUUAGUCGCAUGUUUACUUUUACUGAUAUAACCGGCGGAUUGCGGAACUCGGGAGUAAAAUACUUGUAUACCCAGAGUUCAAUAAUAAUAAAGAGGAUUAAUAAUUUUCUAAACAAUGGAUAGCUCUCCGCUGCAAAAAGUAGAGCUGCAAACGGAUGUUUAUAUGGUAUGCCUGCAGCAUGCCUUAUCAACAGAAAAUUUUGAAGUAAUGGGUUUACUCAUUGGCAAUUUUGCGUGUGGAGUAGCAAAAAUAUCAGCGGUUAUCAUUUUGCGACGUUUAGAUAAAAAGAAAGAUAGGGUAGAAAUAUCGUCUGAGCAAUUACUAAAAGCUGCUACUGAAGCAGAACGACUAACGGUAGAAUUAAAUCGACCUAUGCGCGUCCUUGGAUGGUAUCAUUCACAUCCACAUAUUACAGUUUGUCCAUCACACGUCGAUGUUAGAACUCAAGCUACUUAUCAAACAAUGGAUCAUAGUUUUGUAGGCUUGAUAUUUUCAGUAUUUUCUGAAGGCAAAGAAUCAAAAGAACACGAAAUCUUUUUAAAUUGUUUCCAAUCGGAUAAUGGUGAAGCUACAGAGAUACCAUUGGAAAUAGUACAUACUCCGGAUAUUUCAGAUAGAUGUUUAAGAACAAUGACAGAUCUGUCGAAAAUUUUGGUACAAGAGGAAGAGGAUAUGGCCGAAGCUUGUAAAGAUCAUCCAGAUAUCCUUGCGAGUAUUCACAAUAACGCUGUUAGGACACGUGCGUUAGUCCAUAUAACGGACAUUAUUACAAAGCCUUUGAUACAAACGUUUGAAAAAAAGAUAGCAUUGAAUAAAUUGCGCGCUAUGCAUCUCCAGAGACAACUCCAAGAGUUACAAAGAAUGUCUAAUGGAUGAAAACUUUUUGGAGGUCAUUGUUUCAAUCGUGAUAUAAAUAGUGAUCACGAAUAAUUUAUGACUAUGAACAAUUUGUGUUUUUAAUAAAACUGUUAAAUAAUAUAAAUAAAACAUCAAAGAUGAAAAGUUUACC
This is a messenger RNA of Ooceraea biroi (clonal raider ant), 1319 nucleotides long. Its product is annotated as lys-63-specific deubiquitinase BRCC36. Gene Ontology annotation, molecular function: metallopeptidase activity; protein binding; cysteine-type deubiquitinase activity. NCBI's taxonomy places the organism in Eukaryota, Metazoa, Arthropoda, Insecta, Hymenoptera, Formicidae. Gene Ontology annotation, biological process: DNA repair; protein K63-linked deubiquitination. Gene Ontology annotation, cellular component: BRISC complex; BRCA1-A complex. The record is from RefSeq and is a predicted model, not a curated record.